CUCCCCCCUCCGCCGCCGCCGCCGCCACUUUCUCGCUCGCUCCCGCUCCCCGGACGCGGCGGAUGAGCCGGCCCCGCUGGGGAAGGGCUCGGGGCGGCGGCGGGCGGCCGGGAGGAGGCUGCGUGCUCGGGGCUGGGGCUGCGAGCGGGGUGAUUUUGUAUUAAAAUGAGGAGGAGGAAGAAGCGGCAGCCACAGCGGCGGCGGCGGCAGCAGCGGCAGCAGCAGCGGCGGCAGGAGCAGCGGCGUAGAGGGCUGCAGCCCGGGCGGACGCGCGGAGCCGAGCUGGGCACGGCGGCGGCGGCGACAGCGGCCGGGAUGAGUCAACUAAUAAUUUAAUGGGGGCAGAGACGGCAGCGCGGGGGAGAGCGAGCGAGCGAGAGCGAGAGCGAGCGAGAGAGAGAGCAGCAGCCCCGUCCGGGGACUCGCGCUCACACGCACGCACACACACAAACACACACACACACACACCUCUCCCUGUGCCACCCAGCAACAACCGGCCUCGUCACAACAACAGCAACAGCCGCCCUCUAGCCCGGCCCGGGGACCGAGCCUGAAGCCGGGGCGACUCCAAGGGACGCUUCCCACCCCUCCUCUUGCAUUUCGGGAAACUCCUCAUCAGUUUUGUUGGGGUUUCUGGGCUUCUUUUUCCCCCCUAAGUCCCAGUGCCAUUGUGGUGCUCGUUGUUUACCUCGGACUCGGGCUGAGUGAGAGCUCGGCGACUUUUUGGGGGGAGGGGGCGGGGAGUUCGUCGCUGCCGAGGCGGUGGAGGUGGCUGGGGGGGUGCCUUCAGAUUCCCUCCCCCUCCCCCCAGACCCUCUUUUUCUCUCUCUCUCUCUCUCUCUACUCACUCGGCUCCCCAGGCGCUCGCAGCCCCGCGUCAAUGGGCUGGGAGAGGGUCCUCGGGGCUGCUAUCAGCGAGGGCCGAGUCAAAAGUGGCAUUUCAGUGCCUUUCCGGGGCUCUUUCCGCGACCUUCUGCCUCCCACCCUCGCUGUUCCCCGGUAGAUGCCCUCCUUGGGGGUGCGAGGCUGUGGGAAGAAAGUUUAAGGACAUAGAAAACAUCAGUCUUGAACUUCUCUUCAAGAACCCGGGCUGCAAAGGAAAUCUCCUUUGUUUUUGUUAUUUAUAUGCUGUCAAGUUUUGAAGUGGUGAUCUUUAGAGGGUAACUGAGUAUGGAUCAUUUGAACGAGGCAACUCAGGGGAAAGAACAUUCAGAAAUGUCUAACAAUGUGAGCGAUCCGAAGGGUCCACCAGCCAAGAUUGCCCGCCUGGAGCAGAACGGGAGCCCGCUAGGAAGAGGAAGGCUUGGGAGCACAGGUGCAAAAAUGCAGGGAGUGCCUUUAAAACACUCGGGCCAUCUGAUGAAAACCAACCUUAGGAAAGGAACCAUGCUACCAGUUUUCUGCGUGGUGGAACAUUAUGAAAAUGCCAUUGAAUAUGACUGCAAGGAGGAGCAUGCGGAAUUUGUGUUGGUGAGAAAGGAUAUGCUUUUCAACCAGCUGAUAGAAAUGGCAUUGCUGUCUCUGGGUUAUUCGCAUAGCUCUGCUGCCCAGGCCAAAGGGCUAAUCCAGGUCGGAAAGUGGAAUCCAGUGCCACUAUCUUAUGUGACAGACGCCCCUGAUGCUACGGUAGCAGAUAUGCUCCAAGACGUGUAUCAUGUGGUCACAUUGAAAAUUCAGUUACACAGUUGCCCCAAACUAGAAGACUUGCCUCCCGAACAAUGGUCGCACACCACAGUAAGGAAUGCUCUGAAGGACUUACUGAAAGAUAUGAAUCAGAGUUCGUUGGCCAAGGAGUGCCCCCUUUCACAGAGUAUGAUUUCUUCCAUUGUGAACAGCACUUACUAUGCAAAUGUCUCAGCAGCAAAAUGUCAAGAAUUUGGAAGGUGGUACAAACAUUUCAAGAAGACAAAAGAUAUGAUGGUCGAAAUGGAUAGUCUUUCUGAACUAUCCCAGCAAGGUGCCAAUCACGUCAACUUUGGCCAGCAGCCUGUCCCAGGGAACACAGCUGAGCAGCCUCCGUCCCCCGCGCAGCUCUCCCAUGGCAACCAGCCCUCUGUCCGGACCCCUCUACCGAACCUGCACCCUGGGCUUGUGUCAACGCCCAUCAGUCCUCAAUUGGUCAACCAGCAGCUGGUGAUGGCUCAGCUGCUGAACCAGCAGUAUGCAGUGAAUAGACUUUUAGCCCAGCAGUCCUUAAACCAACAAUACUUGAACCACCCUCCCCCUGUCAGUAGAUCUAUGAAUAAGCCUUUGGAGCAACAGGUUUCAACCAACACAGAGGUGUCUUCCGAAAUCUACCAGUGGGUACGUGAUGAACUGAAACGAGCAGGAAUCUCCCAGGCAGUAUUUGCACGUGUGGCUUUUAACAGAACUCAGGGCUUGCUUUCAGAAAUCCUCCGAAAGGAAGAGGACCCCAAGACUGCAUCCCAGUCUUUGCUGGUAAACCUUCGGGCUAUGCAGAAUUUCUUGCAGUUACCAGAAGCUGAAAGAGAUCGAAUUUACCAGGAUGAAAGGGAAAGGAGCUUGAAUGCUGCCUCGGCUAUGGGUCCAGCCCCCCUGAUAAGCACACCGCCCAGCCGCCCUCCCCAGGUGAAAACAGCUACGAUUGCCACUGAGAGGAAUGGGAAACCAGAGAACAAUACCAUGAACAUUAAUGCUUCCAUUUAUGAUGAGAUUCAGCAGGAAAUGAAGCGCGCUAAAGUGUCCCAAGCACUGUUUGCAAAGGUUGCCGCAACCAAAAGCCAGGGGUGGUUGUGUGAGCUGUUACGCUGGAAAGAAGAUCCCUCUCCAGAAAACAGGACUCUGUGGGAGAACCUCUCCAUGAUCCGAAGGUUCCUCAGUCUUCCUCAGCCAGAACGUGAUGCCAUUUAUGAACAGGAGAGCAACGCGGUGCAUCACCAUGGCGACAGGCCGCCCCACAUUAUCCAUGUUCCAGCAGAGCAGAUUCAGAGCCCCUCUCCCACCACCCUUGGGAAAGGAGAGUCUAGAGGCGUUUUCUUACCAGGCCUGCUGACCCCUGCACCAUGGCUCGGUGCUGCUCCUCAGCAGCAGCCGCAGGCGCAGGCGCAGCAGCAGCCGGCGCCGCCACCCCCGCAGGCGCAGGCGCAGCAGCCGGCCGGGCCCCGGCUCCCCCCGCGGCAGCCCACGGUGGCCUCGCCCGCAGAGGCCGAGGACGAGAACCGGCAGAAGACCCGGCCGCGAACGAAAAUAUCCGUGGAAGCCCUGGGCAUCCUCCAGAGUUUCAUCCAAGACGUGGGCCUGUACCCGGACGAAGAGGCCAUCCAGACUCUGUCCGCGCAACUUGACCUUCCCAAGUACACCAUCAUCAAGUUCUUUCAGAACCAGCGGUAUUAUCUCAAGCACCACGGCAAACUGAAGGACAACUCCGGCUUAGAGGUGGAUGUGGCCGAAUACAAGGAAGAGGAGUUGCUUAAGGAUUUGGAAGAGAGUGCCCAAGACAAAAAUGCUAACACCCUUUUCUCGGUGAAGCUAGAAGAAGAGCUGUCGGUGGAAGGAAACACAGACAUUAACACUGAGUUGAAAGACUGAGAUCAAAGUAUUAUUUUCAUUCAACAGUGCCACUGGUAUUUACUAACGACAUGAGAAGUCCACCUUGUAUUCUCUCAGAAAACCUUUGUUGUUCAUGGUUUGGCCAAUGAAUCUUCAGAAACUUGCACAAACAGGAAAGUUGAGAAAGGAUAAUACAGACUGCACUAAAUGUUUUACUCUGUUUUACAAACUGCUUGGCAGCCCCAGGUGAAGCAUCGAGGAUUGUUUGGUAUUUAAAAUUAAAAUUUGUGUUCACGGGACGCAUCGAGGUGCAUACCCGUAAGCAUGAUACCAGUGAUAUCUUUUUUUUUAAAAAAAAAAAUUAUUAUUCUGGAGCCUCAAACAAGCAUUAUAACUUCUGUGAUUAUUAUUUCCUUCCUUUAAUUAUUUCUGUAACACUCCACACUGAUCUUUGGAAACUCGCCCCUUAUUUUAAAAAAAGAAAAAAAAAGAGUUUGUUACUCUAUUGUAUGUUACAAAAGAACUAUAGACUGUGGAAUGCAGUUUAAAGAUGACAUAUGCCAACAAAUGCCUUGUAUUAUAUGGCACUGCCGUAAUUCAAAUUUGUUUUUAUUUUGGAAAUAAAAGUUCACUGUAAUUUUUUUCAUUCUCAUUGUUACAUGAUUUUUUAAAAAAUGAAAAGAAAAUGUGAAACACAAUUUAGUCCUCAUUAUUUAUUUGUAGAUCCUGCAGCAUCAUGUUGUAAUUAAUUUUUUGGAAGUUUCCGUUAAAUGUAAUAUUGCUUCUCUUGUUACCAUACUGAUUCUUUUCUAUUUAUAAAUGUAUUUUGAUGGGCAGUAAAACAAAGUGUCUUAAAAGUUUUAAAUAGAGAAAAUGUGCUUUACACAGUUGCCUAUAAAAAGUGCUCUAUGUUAUCCAAGCAAUUCAUACUAUAAGCUUCACUCUUAUUGUUGUAUGCAAUUUUUACUAUCAUGCAAAUAAGCUUAGGUAAAUAAAACUAAUAGAUCACCUUAGAAAAUUAUGCAAUUAAUGUGAAAAUAAUGGAUGUUUGCAAUGUGUCUUCCUUUGGUUUACAAUCAAUUUUAAAGCUACAUCUGUAUAAAAUUUCUGUAUAAAGGUGUAUUUCUUUUUUAUGAGUUUAUGGCUAUGAAAACACCAGCUAUUUUGUUACAGCUGGCUGUUUUUAUAAGUGUAUCACAAUUUUCUUUAUGCAGAAAUGUUCUGAUUAGGAGUGGUUAUUGACUGUAACUACACGAUUAAAAUUGUUUGUAUGGUA
This is a messenger RNA of Leopardus geoffroyi (Geoffroy's cat), 4786 nucleotides long. It is a transcript of the gene SATB1, whose product is annotated as SATB homeobox 1. Gene Ontology annotation, molecular function: DNA-binding transcription factor activity, RNA polymerase II-specific; RNA polymerase II cis-regulatory region sequence-specific DNA binding. The coding region runs from base 1171 to 3549 and encodes 792 amino acids. Gene Ontology annotation, biological process: regulation of transcription by RNA polymerase II; chromatin remodeling. NCBI's taxonomy places the organism in Eukaryota, Metazoa, Chordata, Mammalia, Carnivora, Felidae. The record is from RefSeq and is a predicted model, not a curated record. The transcript has 13 exons.